UACUUCAUUUUAUUGUAAAAAAAAUAUUUUAAUCAGUUCAAACACCUUGUAUAUAAUUUUGUUCUUCACAUUGAUGACAUUUCUCAUUUUUAUAAAGAAUGAUUUUUCUUCAAAAAAAAAUUUGUGUUUCUCUUGUCUACAUUGCAGGACAUAUUGUAUAGUAUUCCAAUAAUAUAUUCCUACUCUUGUGAUAAAUGUAUUUUCUAUACUUUUCUAUUUCACUAGAUUUUUCUAAUUGAAAGUUAUGGUGGCUUGGUUUUCCUGAACUGGAUCUAACGUAAAAGAUUAUUUGCUAUCAUCAGACGUGUCUAUUGCCAUGUGAUAGUGACAUAUUUCUCUGAAUAUUAUAUCUGGAAAACUCUAUAACCUCAAGAGUUUAUUGAGCUUCAAAUUUAUUGAUUUUAUAAAUGCGAUUCAUAACUCAAGCCAGACAAUUUUCAGUGAAAACCUAUCGUUCCAGAAAAGGCCUCCACAAUACAGGUGUUCUCAUGAAUGGAACUAACUAGGGAGCUACCUUCUGAUCAAUUCUCCAGAACAAUGAAUUAAAACGUUUGAUUAAGUCUGAAUUUAAAAAAUAUAAAAAUAAAACAGAAAUAUUCUUAAUAAAAUCAUGCUUUUGUAUGAUCUACAAACAUAUUAGGUUGAUAUUGAUAUUAUGUUAUUACGUUGAUGUAUAUUGUAUAUUUCUAAAAUUGUGAUAAUUGUGUAUCUAAUUUUGUGAAGUUUAUUUUUACUGACAUCUAAUGGUUGGAGAUUAUUUUUGUUUUUCAACAACAGUGAUCAGAAUGGUUGUGGAUCUGCCAGUUAGAUCUUUCCACCCAAUAAAAAUGCAACCCACUGGUAUGAACCCGAAGGAAUUGUCUGACAAUGAUGAUAUCGCUACAUCACUGGUACUGGAUCCUCAUCUGGGGUUCACAAGCCACAAAAUGAAUGUUCGAUUCAAGCCACCAAGAGCAAACAAUGCCGAACUGAAAAAUAUUAUAGAAGAAUUCAUCGUCAAUCAAAAUUAUGAGAAAGCAUUUGCAAAGAUACAGAAAGGAGAUUGGAUGACUAGGGUCAAAUCGAAAAAUCAGCAGAAAAAAUUAGAAGAACACAUUUAUCGAUACCUGCGAGUAUUCGAUAGGGAGUCUGGUUUUGUCAUAGAGCCCUGCUACAGGUACUCAUUGGAGGGUCAGAAGGGCGCGAAGAUAUCGGCCACUAGGAAGUGGUACAAAAAUGAAAAGAUCGAACGUUUAGUGGGCUGCAUAGCAGAAUUAACGGAAGAGGAGGAAAAGCAGUUGUUACACUCCGGUAAAAAUGAUUUUUCAGUUAUGUACAGCUGUCGAAAGAAUUGCGCCCAGUUAUGGCUGGGCCCAGCAGCAUACAUAAACCACGAUUGUCGUUCCAACUGUAAGUUUGUUGCAACCGGCAGAGACACGGCCUGUGUGAAAGUGCUGAGGGACAUUGAAGUGGGGGAAGAAAUAACCUGUUUCUAUGGUGAAGACUUUUUCGGGGAUAAAAACUGCUAUUGUGAGUGUGAAACGUGCGAGAGAAGGAAUAUGGGGGCUUUCGCGAAAGAGACGGAUCAGAAAGAAGAAAACGGCUACAAACUGCGUGAGACUGAUAACCGUAUAAACAGAACUAAAUGCAAUCUACAGGGUAGCAAAGUUUCGAACAAUUGCCACGAGCGCUUACAAGAAAACGGAAAGGUGGCUACACCUCUCAGCAUCAAGGAGAUGCGCCAGAAAGGUCUAACCAAAUAUGAUGCCGAAAUGCUCAUUGCGCAGGGCUGUAAGUUUUCCGACCUCGGCGACUUUGGGCGCAACAAAGUUUCUUCCACAGUUAAACAGACUAAAAAGUGUAACAGAAGUAAAAAAUAUGUGAUAAGGGAAGACACUACGCUUAGGACAGUCAGUACCAGGUCUUCUAGGAUGCAGCAGAGGCAAGCUCGGCAGGCUAAUCAGGAAUUGAUGCAUGCAGCGACGCGACUUGUCUCGCGUUCAAAUCUCUUGGACGAUUUGCAGAGCAACGCCAGCAGUUGUCCAAGUACUUUCAGCGAUACAGAUCCCGUUUGUGAGGCAUCGCAGCAAGAUAAGAGGUUUGAUGAGAAUCAUGAGACUGGAAAUGGUAUACCUCCUAAAGACUCAACUGAAGAAAACGCCAAAACAACACCGGGCAUAAAAUUACGAAACCACAAGAGACUAAAUGAUCCAAGCAUAGAUUCAACGACACUGCCAGAAGAAUCUCCACUCGAUGACUCGAAACACAUAACACAAGUUGACUGCAAUCAAAAUGGUAUGACAGAAUUAAAAAUGGAUUUCGACAUGUCCCAUAUUGAGGACCCAGCUCUGAUGAAGGCGGACAUGAUGAGUCGCCGAAAAACCAGAAAUUCAAAUCGAUCCACUACCCCUAUCGAAGGGGCAAAUUGUGAUGAUAAACGGGUCGAGGAGGUGAAAUUAGAGAUCAAAGCUGAUGCAAAGCUUGAGGGAGAAGUUGAAAUGAAACCUGAGGGCAGAGUUGAUGUAAAUCCCGAGGGCAAGUGCAAAGGCGAGGAUCCUUUUAUAGACGAUAGGAAAUGUGACGUAUAUGAGUUCAACGAAGAGGACACUUUGGAUACAGUAACGUUACGUAAAAGCAAACCUGCUCAGGAACCUGAUAUCGACCCAACGAUCGUCGCGAGAGUAAAGUCUGAAGAGGAAACGGAAACUGCCAGCCGCCCCGUCGAUGCUGUGAAAGAACAAGACUCACCAAAGUGUGUUCAAGUGGAUGAGAAGACCCCCGAGAAGUGCCCCGGCGGGCGACUCAAGCUGACGCUGCGUAUGAAGCGCAGUCCCGUUAUGGAUGAGAUAAUUGAGUCAGGGGGCAGCCACAGCGAUGACUAUUUUGAGCCCGAGUACGAAGUUCUUCGAGUGGAAGGUGUCGAAAACACUGCCUUCUCGCACCGCAAGAAGCGGCACAAAUCGAAGGAUAGGAGGCGAGAGAAGAGGCUAAGGCUCGCCGAGGCUGAACUACCGCAGAUCCCUAUGAAGCGACUGCGGCUCAAGUUUGGAAACGAAAGUCACACAAUAGACAUACCGUCCACUAGCGCAGAUUGUCACACAUGAUGGAGGUUUGUUAUAUGUUUCUCUUGUUUUUCGAUUUGAAAAUGUACGGCGAGUUGCUCGGGGUGGAGGCGUUUCAACAAGGAGCGUGAAGGAGAGGCAAAAGUAUGUGUUGAAGGGUGUGAAAGAAUGCUGGAGAAUGAGAAGAAGAAGUAGUGUAUGGUACUGAAUUAUUAUUGGCAUUUAUGGCUUUUCAUUAUCCUGAAAACUUUUUGAAAUAAAUUUAUUAUGAAGGGCAGAUUACUUAAUUUGUACAAAAAUAUUACUGCGUUUGAAUAAAAUUCAGAGAGGAUUUUUCCAACUUGUCACUUACACUAUUUAUAAAAUUUUUCUAUUUACUUGAAAAAAACAAUAAUAUAUAACACUUUUCAUGCCAUAAAUGCCAGGAAUAACUCGUGUCUCACCCCAAAUAUCAUUCAGACAAUAUUAACUGGUACUGAAGGUAAUGGUUUGAGUUCCUUGGUACAAUUGGAUGUUUCGCCCACAAUUGCGGUGGGCAUCUUCAACGGCGAUAUUGGCUAGGUUUUUUGGAGGAAUUUCUAGAUGGGGGCGGGUCGACUGAGCAUUCAUUGGCAGACUGGUUUUUGGCAAUGUGAUCUUUCUUGUUCCAACCAACCAACCUGUCCCAUUACCUAAUCACAUCAUGAAAAACCAGUCUGCUAAUCACAGCACAGCAACUAACUUGCUGUACUAUAAUUCCAAAACAGUUGGCUCUGAAUUCUCAGUGGCAUACCGAAAUUGAACUAAACAGGUGUGGAAAAAUGAUGAUGAAAUAUCGUUGACAAUGAUGUUUUUUUUAAUCCAAUAAUAUUUCUGAGAAUUUAGUGCCUACCAUUAUGGAAUUGCACUAUAGUUAAUCAAAGCACAGCAGUUAACUAGCAUCCCAUUGUAAAAUCUUUCGCAAACAACCAUUACCAUGUUGCUGCUAAAAAUCCCCACAGUAGUUAAGGACGGAACGUCGAAUUAUAUCAGAUUUUCGGAGAUGACUCAACGAAAACACUACUUCUUCGUGACAGUCGGUGAAAUGUUAUGAUGCUUGAUCGAGCUUUCAGGAAAGGAUGAUUUUUGGAGGCCUGCACUAUGUUCUGCGGAAGCAUAGAAGAACUGCUUAUUUUAUAUCAAAAUAUUCACUAUAAUGACUUUAGGAAAUUAAUUUUUUUUUUUUCAUUUAGUUACUAAAUUGAGACAGAUGUCGAAAUGACACUUUAAAUUCGAAAUUUCAACUUCAAACUUGAAUUCUAAAUUUAAAUCUGAAAUUUCGGGUUUCAACUUAAUAUUUUGAUUAAAUGUAAAAAUUACGAAAUUCAGAAAAAUCUAAAUAUACUUAUAAUCUCCGAAAUGUAUAAAGAUAUGACAAAUUAUUCAAUGACAUGUUUUGUUCAUUUUCACAAGUACUUCAAGUCUAUGUUUUUUUUUUCUGAUUGAUUC
Leptinotarsa decemlineata (Colorado potato beetle) is the source of this 4508-nucleotide messenger RNA. It is a transcript of the gene Hmt4-20, whose product is annotated as Histone methyltransferase 4-20. The record is from RefSeq and is a predicted model, not a curated record. Lineage: Eukaryota; Metazoa; Arthropoda; Insecta; Coleoptera; Chrysomelidae. Gene Ontology annotation, cellular component: nucleus. Gene Ontology annotation, molecular function: protein binding; histone H4K20 methyltransferase activity.